Messenger RNA from Cottoperca gobio, 960 nucleotides. RefSeq names its product polyubiquitin-like. Bases 168 to 653 code for a protein of 161 amino acids. Gene Ontology annotation, molecular function: protein binding. The record is from RefSeq and is a predicted model, not a curated record. The transcript has 2 exons. Lineage: Eukaryota; Metazoa; Chordata; Actinopteri; Perciformes; Bovichtidae.
UAAGAGAAGGGGAGGUGUUCAUCAGCUGGGGCAGACUGUAUAUAAACUGUGGUGAGCUGAACCAUCCGACAACUGCGCCAGAGCAUCGUUUGUGUUCCUGUCACCGCCAAAAAGACUUCAAGUUUUUCGAAGGAAUUUGCUAAAGAUAUCACAAGGCCACCUCUAUCAUGGAUAUAAUCAUCAAGAUGUCCCACACCCUGAGGGUGCAACCACAGGACACAGUGGGCUCUCUGAAAAUCCGCAUCCAGAAGGAACUAGGAGUUCAAUGUGAGAACCAGAGGCUGAGCACUCCUCUCACCGACGACUCCAUGUCCCUCAGCUCCUACGGUUUGCACUCUGGCGCCAUGGUGUCCCUGCUGGUGACCCAGCCGGCCAUCCAACCGGUGACCCAGCCGGCCACCCAGCCGGUGACCCAGCCGGCCACCAUCCAGGUGUUCCUCAGAAACGAAAAGGCGAAGAUGAGCACAUACGACAUCAAACCCGACGAGACGGUGAGCAACUUCAGGAGCAGGGUCGAGUCCAGAGAGGGGAUCACGGUGGACCAGCAGAGGCUCAUUCACCAAGGCAGAGACAUGAAUCAGGGGAAACUUUCAGACUACAACGUCCGCUCGCUGAGUACCAUCGACCUGAUGCUCCGCCUGAGAGGAGACUGAGGACACUUCUGCUUUAAUCUAGAAAGUUCUGUACUUUCCUUUUUUUUAUCCUAAUGAAAAACACGUAGCCUCAAGUGUCGUAUGUCUUUUAUUUGUUUCUAUUUUAAUUGUAAAAAAUCAAGACAUUCCUCGAGGUGUAAUUGUGCCAUAUCUUAAAAAACUUGUUUAGGCUUUAUUCAGUAUUUGUUUUUUCCAGUAAAAUAUGUUAUACACACAACAAAGCAUAUUAUAAUCUUAUUUUCACACGUUUUAAUCAGGUAACGUUAUUUGUACACUGUUAAAAAUAUAAUAAAGUUCUAAAUGUAAA